UCAACAACAACAGCGAGUCAGACACCUCGGUAGCUUUCUAGCAAACAUAGCUACAACAUUCACGCUCUUUACACUGUUUUGGUGUAUAUUCGCGCUGUGUAUUAAACACACUUCUGUCGUAUGUACUUGAUGACCCACUUAAUUAUAUAUUUACAUUGUUUGUCAGCUAGCUGGUUUGCUACGUUAGCUUAGAACUAGGCUAGUCGCUAAUGCUAACAUCUCCGACCAUGAGUUCACCAAGCUGCUCUCCUCCUGAUAAAGAAGCUCUCAUCAAAGAGGAGGAGGAAGAGGAAGCUGUUACAAUACAAAAACAAGUAGAGGGUGAGGCUGUUACCGUGAAAGAAGAAGAGAAAGACGUUUCAGUGAAAGAAGAGGAGGAAGAGGAGGAGAUGACUGUCACAUUGGAGGAAGAAGAGGAGGUUGGAGAUCUGUUUAACACCAGAGAGAGACGGGACUAUCGUGGAUCCUCUGGGGAGCCUCAACAACCUCAUGACGCUGAAGAGGCAGAGACAAGUUUCAAUAAACACCUGCAGAUAUCCACAGGGAAAAUAACUCAUUGCUCCUCUGACCGUGGGAAGAGAUUCACCUCAUCAGGCAUUACAAUUCAUCAGAGAACACACACAGGAGAUAAAUCAUAUAGCUGUGGUCAAUGUGGGGAGAGUUUUGGUGCAUCUUGCACUCUGACUCUACACCAGAGAACACACACAGGAGAGAAACCCUAUAGCUGUGGUCAAUGUGGGAAGAGAUGGAGGACAUCUGGCCAGCUAACAUCACACCAGAGAACACACACAGGAGAGAAACCUUAUAGCUGUGUUCAAUGUGGGAAGAGUUUUGGUCAACCAACCAGCCUGAUAUCACACCAGAGAAUUCACACAGGAGAGAAACCAUAUAGCUGUAAUCAGUGUGGGAAGAGUUUUGGUCAAUCAAGCGCUCUGACUCUACACCAGAGAAUACACACAGGAGAGAAACCUUUUAGCUGUAAUCAAUGUGGGAAGAGUUUUACUCACAAAAGCACCCUGAUAUCACACCAGAGAAUACACACAGGAGAGAAACCGUAUAGCUGUGAUGAAUGUGGGAAGAAUUUUGCUUUUUUGAGCAAUCUGACUCUUCACCAGAGAACACACACAGGAGAGAAACCUCAUUUCUGUGAUCAAUGUGGGAAGAAUUUUACUCAGCUAAAAAGCCUGAUAUCACACCAGAGAACACACACAGGAGAGAAACCUUAUAGCUGUGUUCAAUGUGGGAGGAGUUUUUCUCAGUCAACCAGCCUGAUAUACCACCAGAGAAUUCACACAGGAGAGAAACCUUAUAGCUGUGGUCAAUGUGGGAAGAGUUUUGGUCAAUCAAGAGCUCUGACUCUACACCAGAGAAUACACACAGGAGAGAAACCUUUUAGCUGUAAUCAAUGUGGGAAGAGUUUUACUCACAGAAGCACCCUGAUAUCACACCAGAGAAUACACACAGGAGAGAAACCUUAUAGCUGUGGUCAAUGUGGGAAGAGUUUUGGUCAAUCAAGAGCUCUGACUCUUCACCAGAGAACACACACAGGAGAGAAACCCUAAAGCUGUACUCAAUGUGGGAAGUUUUUUUUUUUUUUUUUUUACAUCUAGCCUUCUGAAGACACACCAGAGAACACACACAGGAGACAUCUUAUAGCUGUACUGUAUGUGGGAAGAGUUUUGUUCAAUCUAGCUCUCUGAAGAUACACCAGAGAACACACAGGAGAGAAAUCUCAUAGCGUUGAUCAGUGUGACCGGAGAUACUCUGAAAAAAUAUCUCUGAUCAAACAUCAGAAAAUACAUACAUGUCAAUGAUAUGAUGUCACACUGUAGAAUGUUUUAACAUUGUAGUAGGAGUAUUUUAAUGAUGUCACAAUGUAGAAUGUUUUAACAGUGUAGUAGGAGUAUUUUAAUGAUGUCACAAUGUAGAAUGUUUUAACAUUGUAGUAGGAGUAUUUUAAUGAUGUCACAAUGUAGAAUGUUGUAACAGUGUAGAAGGAGUAUUUUAAUGAUGUCACAAUGUAGAAUGUUUUAACAGUGUAGUAGGAGUAUUUUAAUGAUUUCACAAUGUAGAAUGUUGUAACAUUGUAGUAGGAGUAUUUUAAUGAUUUCACAAUGUAGAAUGUUGUAACAUUGUAGUAGGAGUAUUUUAAUGAUGUCACAAUGUAGAAUGUUGUAACAGUGUAGAAGGAGUAUUUUAAUGAUUUACAUUUACAUUUACAUUUAAGUAAUUUAGCAGACGCUCUUAUCCAGAGCGACUUACAAAUUGGUGCAUUCACCUUAUGACAUCCAGUGGAACAGCCACUUUACAAUAGUGCAUCUAAAUCUUUUAAGGGGGGUGAGAAGGAUUACUUUAUCCUAUCCUAGGAUAAAUGAUGUCACAAUGUAGAACCCUAAACGUUUGCCCCCUGUUCUAUUGAUUUCAGCAUGAUCUGGAUAUUAGCCUCAGGGGAAAAUCCAGCCUCUGAAAUGGAAGAGUACUAUUUAUGAGACUAAGUGACUAACAAAAAGAUUUGUUACACUUACCACGUUGGUGACCCACUUGAGUCAAAAUGCGGCGAGCUGUUUUCUACAAAUGGUCCUCUAACCAGUGAUGUACACAUUAUUCACAGAUUCCGUGUGGUUUUUGAGCUGUUUUAACAGGAUGUGCAACCUCAUCUCCCUCCUCUCGGCACAAUGGAUUUCAACGUGAUAUCGAUGAGUGAUGACAAAUAAGUGCAUCACUCCAAAAUGUAGCUAAUAUAAUAAAUGCCAUUUAGCAGACGCUUUUAUCCAAAGCGACUUACAGUCAUGUGUGCAUACAUUCUACGUAUGGGUGGUCCCGGGGAUCGAACCCACUACCCUGGCGUUACAAGCGCCAUGCUCUACCAACUGAGCUACAGAAGGACCAGCUGAAUGUCUUCUGUAGGUUGUCCUCUAACUAGUGAGCUAAAAGAUAUCUCCCAUUUCCAUGUGUUUUUUUUAGAUGUUAGUUUCAACAGCAAGUACAAUCUGACCUCCCCCCUAAUCGAUAUCAGUGAUUUAUUGCUACUUGUCAAAACAACAGCGUUUUUGGUGCUUGUGUCCAUGAUGAGGACAACUUAGUUUCUGAUUGUUUCAUGGUUGGGCAGUCAAAAAGAUUUGUGUUUAGCCAGUGCGGUCCUUGGAUCACACAUUAUUUUGACUUUGCGUAUUAGAGAUGAGUUAUGUUCCAAGGGGACGAGAGUUCUAGAAGCAAGUGAGUUUUAGGAAGGGAAAAGAAUACACUUGUUUUCUUGUUUUUAAUUGUUGCCAGCCAGUAGACACCAUGUUAAUGUAGAAUGUGAAGCAUUGUAGUUGAUUAUAAUGUGAAAUGGAAGUUGUUGUCUGUUGGUGGUGAUCAUUCUUUUAAGGUGUUACAGUCUUUGGUUUCUCCAUUUAUGUUUUGAGGUUGGACGUUAGCACGUAGGGCGCACUGAUUGGUGUCACCUCGUUAGUCAGUAUGUGUUACACCUGAUUUAGUGGGUCUCAUGGUGGGUGACUUUUUUUGUCCCAGUUGUUGUUACUAGUCAACUUUCAGUGGACACAGAGCAAAACUGCAACAUUAUGUUAUAAUACUUUUAUUAGAUCAAAUGGUUGUUUUAUGCUACAGAAUAGAGGGUUCUUAGAACUAUUGUGUCUGUGUGUUCUACUGAGGAUGGGCCUCUGGGAGAUAACAUUUACAGGAGAUUUACAAUGUCUUUUGGGUGAUCUAACCUAAAGAGACAGCAUUCCAGAGCAUGAGUUAAUGUUUCUGUUCUAUACGGUACCAGGGAGAGAUGACCCUGGUCUCUACACAAAGCGUACUGUUUUUACAGCAGCUACUGUCUGCUGAGAAUGAUAUCUUUCAUACAAAUCUUAACCUUGUGACCUGUUCUAUACAUCUAUUAGUCGUCAUGUAGGUUGAAAAGCAUCUAUGAAAGACCUUUGUACUGUUGUCCCGUGGGUUGACCAGCCAUCAUUAUCGUAAAGCACUCAAUUGAAUCUCUUUAUAUGUGUAUGUUGUAAUGACCUGCUCCCUUAUUAUUAAGUGAAUAAAGAUUUAAUUUAAGAAUAA
Oncorhynchus keta (chum salmon) is the source of this 4053-nucleotide messenger RNA. RefSeq names its product zinc finger protein 271-like. Gene Ontology annotation, biological process: regulation of transcription by RNA polymerase II. The record is from RefSeq and is a predicted model, not a curated record. Gene Ontology annotation, molecular function: DNA-binding transcription factor activity, RNA polymerase II-specific; RNA polymerase II cis-regulatory region sequence-specific DNA binding. Bases 210 to 1562 code for a protein of 450 amino acids. Lineage: Eukaryota; Metazoa; Chordata; Actinopteri; Salmoniformes; Salmonidae. The transcript has 2 exons.